This is a messenger RNA of Argentina anserina (silverweed cinquefoil), 1809 nucleotides long. RefSeq names its product probable receptor-like serine/threonine-protein kinase At5g57670. The transcript has 10 exons. Gene Ontology annotation, molecular function: protein kinase activity; ATP binding. The coding region runs from base 1 to 1809 and encodes 602 amino acids. NCBI's taxonomy places the organism in Eukaryota, Viridiplantae, Streptophyta, Magnoliopsida, Rosales, Rosaceae. The record is from RefSeq and is a predicted model, not a curated record. Gene Ontology annotation, biological process: protein phosphorylation.
AUGCCUUCAGUCCCCGCUAAGAUACUUAUAGGCAUUUCUUCAGACCCAGAUGAAAGCAAACAGUUGCUGUCACGAGCAAUUAGUGUUCUGGCUCAACCGAAUGACAACAUAGUUGCCAUUCAUGUUCUCGUUGGCGAGGAGAGGAAGAAACAAAAAUCAGUAUCAAAGUCUCAAUGCCAACUUCGUCGAGCAAAGGCCUAUGUUAUAUCUGUGCUCGGAGAAUUUGCCAGGACUUGCCAGUCAAAGCAGGUUAAUCUGGAGGCUAAAGUAGCUUUCUGCUCUAGUAUUGAAAAAGGUCUAAUUGAGGAAGCAAAAUUUGUAUUUGCGGACUAUCUUCUUCUUUGUAGCUCAAGAAACCAAUCAAAUAGAGCUCCAUCUAUCACAAGAUACUGCUUAAAACAUGCCCCGCCUGGUUGCACAUUGUUUUUAUUGGGAAAAUCUACCAAGCCUCAACAAAAGUCAGAUUCACAUUCUGCAGACUUGAAAGCUGAAAGCCAUCAAUCAAAUUCAAGGUGGAGUAAAAAUAAUAUUCAGAGAGGCAGAACUACAUCCCCUUCUGAAAAUCUAGGUGUCAAAGAACAGAAGAAACAAAUCACUUCACCAAGAGCUGUUUUAGAUGAAUUUGAAGUGGAAUCUCAGAGCACUGAUGAUACUAGUAGCUAUGGGGAGUCAGGUAUCACAGAGUCCCCCUCUCUGGCUCCCAAGUUCAUGAGCCUAACCAAUACAAAGAAGCAAGGAUUGUCACCAUGCAAAUUCAUCUGUUCUUUCUUUGGUACACCAUUCAGAAAAAUAAAUGACAGUCUAUCCAACAGCGAGAAGCAUUUACCUUCACUGAAAUGCUUCAGCUACAAGGAGAUAAUGAAUUCUACAAAUGGCUUCCACCCAGAUAAUCUGGUAGGUCGAGGUGGGUAUUCAGAAGUAUAUAGGGGUAACCUUUCUGAUGGGAGAACCAUUGCUGUCAAAAUGUUGGCCAAAGACAACAACAAUGCUAACAAAGAAAAAGAGUUCCUAAUGGAACUGGGAGUAAUCUUACAUGUCAGCCAUCCCAAUACAGCUAAAUUAGUAGGUUGCUGCAUUGAAAAUGGACUUUACCUCAUUUUCAACUUCACUGAAAAUGGAACUUUGGACUCUGCAUUGCAUGGUAAAUCAUGUGAACCACUUCCGUGGUCUGUUAGAUACAAAAUUGCGAUUGGAGUUGCCAAGGGUCUGCACUAUCUGCAUAAAUGUUGUAAGCACCGGAUAAUACAUCGUGACAUCAAAUCCUCAAAUGUCCUUCUUGGGCCACAUUAUGAACCACAGAUUACUGAUUUUGGACUAGCAAAGUGGCUUCCUAACAAAUGGACUCACCAUGCUGUGAUUCCGAUAGAGGGUACAUUUGGAUACUUAGCACCAGAGUAUUUCAUGCAUGGAAUUGUAGAUGAAAAAACAGAUGUUUUUGCAUUUGGGGUUCUUCUUUUGGAGAUAGUGACUGGCCGAAAGCCUGUGGAUUCAUCUAAGAAAAACCUUUUACUUUGGUCAAUGCCACACAUGGAAUCAGAGGACAUAACCAAACUAGCUGAUCCAAAACUGGAAGCAAAUUAUGAUGCAGAACAACUGCAUAGAGUAGUCCUCGCUGCGUCUUACUGUGUGAGACAAACGUCGGUAUGGCGUCCAUCAAUGAGUGAGGUGCUAGAGCUUCUUAACGAUGGCCAUAAGUCUGAGAUUGCUAGGACCUCGAUUCCAAAGUUUUCCUCCAAUGAGUUGGAUGAUUACUCCAUGGUUUAUGGUUAUGAUAUACCAGAAGACAUUGAUUUGGAGGACUACUUAUGA